Molecule: messenger RNA, 248 nt
Organism: Pyricularia oryzae 70-15
Lineage: Eukaryota; Fungi; Ascomycota; Sordariomycetes; Magnaporthales; Pyriculariaceae
Exons: 1
Coding region: 1-237 (78 amino acids)
Source: RefSeq, a predicted model, not a curated record
AUGGCUCUCAAGGAAUCUAUUGUACCAGACUUGGUGGACCACUGCAGAUUCGAGGCCAAGCCUUCCAAUUCUGGCGGCGGCUACACCCUUACAAAGAAGACAGAUUGUGGCAAACAGGAUUGCAACUCCUCUUAUAGCUACAGACCCAAGCCCAAGGAGGGAAAGCCCAAGGAGGAAAAGCCCAAAGAAGAAAAAGCCAAGGAGGCAAAACCCAAGGAGGAAAAGUCCAAAGAAUAGUUGUGUUUUGG